CGCCCCCCACCCCCCUCCCAGCGGCUGGGCCGGGGGGGCCCUCCCCACGGCGAGGCGGCUGGGUCUGGAGCCCCCCCGAGUCAGAAGAGUGUUGUAAAGAUGGAUAUAGAGGACUGCAAUGGACGCUCUUACAUAUCCGGUAGUGGAGAUUCCUCUUUGGAAAAGGAGUUCACCUCCACGAUUGUGGGCCCUACUGUGAGCACACCAAACAGCCAACAUUCCUCCCCAAGCCGCUCCCUUAGUGCAAAUUCUAUCAAGGUGGAAAUGUACAGUGAUGAAGAAUCAAGCCGGCUGCUGUCGCAUGACGACCGGCUCAUUGAAAAAGAGGACAGCGUGAUUGUGGAGGAUUCUCUCUCUGAGCCACUCGGCUACUGUGACGGGACAGGGCAGGAGCCACACUCCCCUGGCGGCAUCCGGCUACCCAAUGGCAAGCUGAAAUGUGAUAUCUGUGGGAUGGUGUGCAUUGGCCCGAACGUACUGAUGGUGCACAAGCGCAGCCACACCGGUGAGAGGCCGUUCCAUUGCAAUCAGUGCGGUGCCUCCUUCACCCAAAAGGGCAACCUCCUGCGCCACAUCAAGCUGCACUCGGGCGAGAAGCCUUUCAAAUGUCCCUUCUGUAACUAUGCCUGUCGGAGGAGAGACGCACUCACGGGGCACCUCCGAACACACUCAGUCUCCUCCCCCACCGUCGGAAAGCCCUACAAAUGUAAUUAUUGCGGCCGCAGCUACAAGCAGCAAAGCACGUUGGAAGAGCACAAGGAACGCUGCCACAACUACCUGCAGAGUCUUAACACUGAACCACAGUCGCUGGCUGGCCAGCAAGGUGACGAGAUGCGAGACUUGGAGAUGGUGCCGGACUCCAUGCUUCACUCCUCAGCCGACCGGCCAACCUUCAUUGACCGACUGGCAAACAGCAUCACCAAACGAAAACGCUCCACACCUCAGAAAUUUGUGGGUAAGGAGCUUCCCCUGGAUUCCUGGAAGUGGACUAAAGGAGAGAAGCAGAUGCGGUUUGGCCUCUCCGACAUGGCAUUUGACGUCAGCUCCGGCUUCGAGAAGGACGUGGAGAUGGUGGCGGCCCACCAUCCCAUGGACACAAGCUUUGGCGGAUCCCUGUCCUUCAUGGGAGCAGAACACUUGCGCCCUCUCAGAAUCCCGCCGACCAACUGCAUCUCCGAGAUCACCCCCGUCAUCAGUUCCGUCUACACGCAGAUUCAGCCCCUCCCGGGGAGGCUGGAAAUAGCAGGGAGCCGGGAAGCUGCGGAAGGCCACGAGGACCUUCCCGACGGGACGCAGAUUGUGUACCGGGCAUCUCGCGAGCCCAGCAUGGUGUCUCCUAGCAACGGCUGCCAGGAUUCCACAGACACUGAGAGCAUCCACGAGGAGAGGGGCUCACAGCAGCCGCUGCUGUCCGUCAUUGGGAACUGCACCAGCAGCCGGCAGAGUCCGGCCUACGCCAAAGAGGACCCGAAAGUACAAGAGGGCAUCAUUCCCACCACUACUCGGUCAACUCCCAGCUCAGCCAAAGAAGCCCUGCGUGUGGUGAAUGAUGAAGGGGAACAGAUAAAAGCCUUCAAAUGUGAGCACUGCCGAAUCUUGUUCUUGGACCACGUCAUGUUCACCAUCCACAUGGGCUGCCACGGCUUCAGAGACCCUUUCGAAUGCAACAUCUGCGGCUAUCACAGCCAAGACCGGACACUGAAAAAGGAACAGAGGUUCCCAAGAUGCCUAAUAUGAGUGAGGCACACGGUUUACAACUGCCACGCGUGAGUACAAACUCAAAUGUUUUAAAAUGGGUCAGAGUAAUUUUUAGGAUUCUAUUUAUUAAAAUCAUCCGCAUUUGAAAGUAUUCUAUAUAUCAGAAGUUCCAUAAAAGUAGGGCUGUGGGAACUGUACUGGGGAAACCCAAGUCCCAUGCCAAGAAAACAUAAAUUCUGUGGUGUCUAUAAAUCGGCAUACAUUUUCACUGUUCUGCUUGUUCAACCAUAGAGAGAGUAGGUUGCAAUCCUAAACCCACUUACCUAGGAGUAAGUCCAAUUGAAUUCAGUAGGAUUUACUCCUGAGUAGACACGGUUCGGAUUGUUCUCUUAAGGCACCAGUUAUUUGUCUCCUGGUGACUACGCAUUUGGCUCAGAGCUCUCCCUCCUAUCUGCAUAAUUUUCAAGCUUAUUUUCUCAACUACGAAAGUCAAAAACCUUUCAAAUUAAAAGGUGAGGUCCACCACAUGUUUAUUCCCAAACCUCUGCAGAAUCAUAAAGUACACACAGUCCCUGUCUAAAGUUCUUUUAACAUACGUCUUUUUGCCGGUUCCUUUCCGAGGUUUUGGGUGAAUUCAUUCUAAAAAUACCUUGCAGCUUUGGAACAACAAACAGUUACUCUAACCUAAUCUCUAUCCUGCUCUCAGGAGAAACCCAAAUAGUUCCAUUCAAAUGGUGAUGCUAACAAGAAUAGUUUUAAGAGGCCAGCCACUUGAAUAAAGCAGGUUGCUAACUUUUUCUGCUGGCGGGGCUCUGAGGCCUUCAACAGAGGCAAUUUCUCAGGACACACUUUUCCCAUCACCGAAUCUCCAUAUUUAAAGUUUCAGGAUGAAUGAACAGAAGCCAAGCAAAUCCUAUUGCUCUGUUUGCUCCAGGAUCUCAGUGUUCACAAGCCAAGUUUAGUUAUUGCAGGCCCUGCCCCUCUCCUCCAGUGUACAGCCCCAUGCAUUCCUUCUCCUUCUAUAACACUGAGAUGGGGAGGUAUAUAUUAAUCUGUUGCCUACUUCAGAUUUGCCGAUCUGCUAAUGAGCUGGGUAGCAGAGGGCAAUGCGUAUAUUUUAUUUGUAUUUAUUUAGAGCAUUUGUGCACCGCUCUUCAGCCCCAGAGGCUCCCAAAGUGGCUUAAAUAAAAUCAAUUAAAACGAGAGAUUUUGGCAAUUGAUCUGGGACUGGCUGCUUGCCACAGGGCAUUUUUAAAAA
Molecule: messenger RNA, 2956 nt
Organism: Podarcis raffonei (Aeolian wall lizard)
Lineage: Eukaryota; Metazoa; Chordata; Lepidosauria; Squamata; Lacertidae
Gene: IKZF4
Product: IKAROS family zinc finger 4
Exons: 9
Coding region: 100-1737 (545 amino acids)
Biological process (GO): regulation of transcription by RNA polymerase II
Molecular function (GO): DNA-binding transcription factor activity; RNA polymerase II cis-regulatory region sequence-specific DNA binding
Source: RefSeq, a predicted model, not a curated record